AUGCGAAGAUAUAGCUCCACCGAAGAAGAUCACGACCGACGGCGUUCAGCAGUGGCAUUGAUGAGCGAGGAAAUCCAACGGGAGGAGCCCAACGAGCACACGGGGCUGCUGCCCAAGAAGCGCCACGAUGCCGACCAAGCGUCCAGCCAGGAGGAAGGCGAGGUGCUGGACAUCCUCCCAGAAGGCGAGACGCCGAGGCGGAAGCUCAUUCUGCACGAAUUCUGGGUCCUGUUUCGAGGCUCUAUACCCGUCAUCCUGGCCUACUCGCUACAGAACUCGCUGCAAACGGUAUCAAUCUUGAUCGUCGGCCGCGCAUCACCCCAAGAUCUCUCCACUGCGGCCUUCUCUUACAUGUUCGCCAUGUGUACCGGUUGGCUGAUUGGGAUGGGAGGGUCGACGGCCUUGGACACGCUGGCGAGUUCCACGUUCACCGGAAGUAAGAACAAGCAUGACUUGGGCAUCCUGCUACAGCGGGCCUUCAUCGUCCUGACGCUGUUCUACGUCCCCGUCGCCAUCUUGUGGCUGUGUUCGGAACCGGUAUUCAGAGCUCUGGGCCAAAGUCCUCAGCUGUCGCAUGACAGUUCAAAAUUCCUGAGCUGUCUGAUCCCCGGCGGACUGGGGUACAUCUACUUUGAGACCAUGAAGAAAUACCUUCAAGCCCAAGAGAUCAUGCGUCCAGGCACCUAUGUGCUUCUGAUCACCUCCCCCAUCAGCGCGUUGCUGAAUUACCUGUUUGUCUACGUGGCCGGCUGGGGCAUCUUUGCCGCUCCAUUUGCAACCGGCAUCGGCUACUGGCUGUCGUUCCUGGGCCUCGUGCUCUAUGCCAAAUUCGUGGCCGGCGGGGAGUGUUGGGGCGGCUGGACCAAGAGAUGCCUCCAGAACAUGGGAGUUUUCGCCAAGUUAGCAUCGUUGGGGGUUAUUCAUGUGGGCACCGAGUGGUGGGCUUUUGAGAUUGUUGCUUUGGCGGCCGGUCGACUGGGAGAAAUCCCUCUCGCGUCCCAGAGUGUCAUCAUGACCGCAGACCAAGUCAUGAACACCAUCCCCUUCGGCAUUGGCGUUGCCGCCAGCGCACGGGUGGGCAACAUGCUCGGUUCCCGCAAUGCCAAAGGAGCCGCACGGUCGGCCAACGUGGCGGCCUGGCUGAGCAUGUUCAUGGGAGCCCUGGUGUUGGCCGUCCUGAUGGGCACGAAGAACGUCUUUGCCAAGAUCUUCAACGACGACGAGCGGGUGGUCAAGCUGACCGCCCACGUCUUGCCGUACGUGGCGCUGUUCCAGAUCGCAGACGGGCUGAACGGUAGCUGUGGUGGUUCUCUCCGAGGCAUGGGCCGCCAGCAUAUUGGAGCUGCCGUCAACAUCGUCAGCUACUAUUGCGGCGCCCUCCCCCUGGGCAUCUGGCUCGCCUUCCAUGGCUGGGGCCUCCCGGGACUCUGGGUCGGCCAGUGCAUUGCCCUGUAUCUGGUGGGGAUUGCCGAAUGGGCCAUUGUGGCGUUCAGCAACUGGGAGCACGAGGUCGACAAGGCUUUUGCCCGGAUGGACAAGGACGAGCUAGUGGAGGGAGGUCACGCAACGGCGUCUGUGGCAGCACCGGCGGGGAAUGGGCCUCAAUAA
Molecule: messenger RNA, 1608 nt
Organism: Fonsecaea erecta
Lineage: Eukaryota; Fungi; Ascomycota; Eurotiomycetes; Chaetothyriales; Herpotrichiellaceae
Exons: 2
Coding region: 1-1608 (535 amino acids)
Biological process (GO): xenobiotic detoxification by transmembrane export across the plasma membrane
Cellular component (GO): membrane
Molecular function (GO): xenobiotic transmembrane transporter activity; antiporter activity
Source: RefSeq, a predicted model, not a curated record